This is a messenger RNA of Pseudocercospora fijiensis CIRAD86, 1948 nucleotides long. RefSeq lists its product as uncharacterized. Lineage: Eukaryota; Fungi; Ascomycota; Dothideomycetes; Mycosphaerellales; Mycosphaerellaceae. Bases 174 to 1574 code for a protein of 466 amino acids. The transcript is spliced from 2 exons. Gene Ontology annotation, molecular function: ATP binding; protein kinase activity. The record is from RefSeq and is a predicted model, not a curated record. Gene Ontology annotation, biological process: protein phosphorylation.
AUCGUCCACCUGUGGAAGACAUUGCAGAACAGCUUGACAACUUUUUCCCGAAUGUUGACCUUGACCAGCCCGUGGGAGAAGAGGCUGAAGGUGCUGAGGGUAGUCCAGUUUCAGCCACCAAGAAUGGGCUUCAGCCCAAGACAUCAUCCUCUGCUCUGGCCGAAAGCCGAAGCAUGACGCCGCUCUCGACACCUCCUCCCUCCAGCUAUGAUACCGGGACCUUCGACAGCGACGACUCCACUCUCAAGAGUGGAGAGCUCAAUACUGUUGCAAGCAGGAGCAUCCGCAAGUCGGGCGGUCUCAGCAGGACUAAGAGUAUUCGAGAUGUGGUCAAGAACAACUACACGCAUCUUGGAGGGCCCUCCAAUCACCCUUCUGUGUCCUCUGUGGCAUCAAGUCGCGCCCCGAGCAUGCACGCCAACAUGGCUACCUAUCAGCCGUCUGCUUACAUGCCGAAUAGGAUCAGCACGCUUCGGAAUGACACUUCUGGAAUUGCCCGACGCAAGAGCACCAAGAUGUUUGGCGCCAAGAUCGAGCAAGUCAAGCCUGCUCGUGGCAGUCGUCUGAUCCACAAUCUCGAGACCAUUCCUCAGGAUCAUAUUCCUGCCGGCAAUGUGCACAAACCCGAGCGUCAGCCAACGUUCAAAUGGAUGCGUGGCCAGCUUAUUGGAAAAGGCACGUUUGGGCGUGUCUAUCUUGGUAUGAACACCACAACUGGAGAGCUGCUCGCGGUCAAGCAAGUCGAAGUCAAUCCCAAAGCGCAGAACGCCGACCCAGCCAAGGUGCGAGAAAUGGUGAAGGCUUUGGAUCAGGAGAUCGACACCAUGCAACAUCUCGAUCACGUCAACAUCGUGCAGUACCUUGGAUGUGAGAGGAAGGAGUAUAGCAUUUCCAUCUUCUUGGAAUAUAUCUCGGGUGGCAGUAUUGGUUCCUGCUUGAGGAAGCAUGGCAAGUUCGAGGAGCCCGUCGUCAGCUCCCUGACACGACAGACGCUUGGCGGUCUUGCAUACCUACACUCUGAGGGUAUCCUGCAUCGUGAUCUAAAGGCUGACAAUAUUCUCCUCGACCUUGACGGCACUUGCAAGAUCUCUGAUUUUGGUAUCUCGAAGCGAUCUGCGAACCCCUACAAUAACGACAUCACGAACUCCAUGCAAGGCUCGGUCUUCUGGAUGGCUCCCGAGGUCAUCCGUGCUCAGUCGCAAGCUCUUUCCAUACCUGCUGGUGAAGGCCUGGACCCUACCAUGAGCAGCCAAGGCUACAGUGCCAAGGUCGACAUCUGGUCGCUCGGAUGUGUGGUUCUGGAGAUGUUUGCCGGGCGCCGACCUUGGAGCAAGGAAGAAGCCAUUGGUGCAAUCUACAAGCUGGGCAGUCUCAAUCAGGCCCCGCCGAUACCUGACGAUGUUUCUACCGUGGUAGGACCUGCGGCGCUGAGCUUCAUGUACGACUGCUUUACCAUUGAUCCUGGCGAGCGACCAACUGCCGAUACCCUUCUCCGAGCACCAUUCUGCAUUUUCGAUCCCCACUACAACUUCUUAGACACCGAGCUAUACGCCAAGAUUCGUGGAGCAUUCUAGGUAAAGCUUCGACGCUGUCUUCAGCAGACUUCACGGUCUUCUGACGAUAGCGGAAUCACGUUACCCCCAAGCAGCGACGGAUCUCACAUGAGCGGGCUUGAGCCUUGGGUUUGGGAUCCUCCUCAACGCUCGAAAUAACUUACAAUCCAACAUCCUUUCACACGCGCCGCCCGCCCUUACAUGCGCUCGUGGACCAGCUUUGGUCUGCGCAUCCUGCGCCUUUUGGUUGGGAUUCUCUGACUUACGAAUAUACCCUGUUGCAUAUACUGCUUCUGGUCACACGAUGGAAUCUUGGAAUUUAUGGACUUUUUUAAACCACUACAUUUUCUUUGCGAGCGAUAGCAUUUAACGAGAUCAUGAGACAAAUCCUGGAU